AUGCAGCUAUGGCUUCUCAUGAUUCUUCUAGUCUCUGUUAUUGAUCUCGUGGAUUCUAGGUUGCCUAGAGCCCGAUUCCGAAGACGCGGCCCGACUGGAUUCUUCUUGGCUCGGAUUCAAAAGCAGUAUGACGACGACUACGACUCAACGGAAGAUUCAGGUUCCAGCAGAAAAAGCACAGUGGACGGUUCCCGACGGAGAGAUGAGGUGGUGAACGAUGCGAAGUGUUUACAAAAAUGUAAUAAUCAACUAAAUAUUGGAAUGGAUAUGGUUAAUGCCCACAUGGCAUUCGGAUCCAUCGACGUCCCUAGUGUCGUGGAGAAACGAGAUUUGGAAAUGUUCUGUAUGCUGGACUACCAACACAGUCAAUGCAUCGACGAGUGCGGCUAUUCUGUACAGUUCAAUCUUCGAGAAUAUGUUUGCCGAAAUCGUUUCCCCGAGAUGUUGCAACAUCUUCCAUGCUACGCUCGUGCCGCGCCAGCCCUCAUCCGUCAUUGUCGUCCAAGAUGUGGAGGUUAUAAAGCUCUCGUACACACUCAGGAUGGCUACUCACAGAGAUGUCGUCAACUUCUUUGCGAUCACACAUGCUCGACAUACAUUCUGAAGAGGUUGUGUCCCGAUGAGACAGGAAUCGCUGCGUCUAAUUAUCUACUAGAGUUUACUAGGUUACAGGUUGAAUACUGGAUGAAAGAUUUCACGAAACAAUCAAAAUCUCGAAUCCCGUUGACUUGUCGAAAAGUGCAAUGCCGAGAUUUCAAAUUGGCUAAUUGUCGCUCAACAGCGAGACGGUACCGAAAACGUGUUGUUGAUAAUUGA
Caenorhabditis briggsae is the source of this 816-nucleotide messenger RNA. The transcript has 7 exons. The record is from RefSeq and is a predicted model, not a curated record. Bases 1 to 816 code for a protein of 271 amino acids. NCBI's taxonomy places the organism in Eukaryota, Metazoa, Nematoda, Chromadorea, Rhabditida, Rhabditidae.